AUGGAAGUAGACACAGCAGCAACCCAGCAGGAGCCGCACAGCGGCAGCAACAGCACGCCUCCUGCUGCUGCUGCUGAUGCUGCUGCUGCUGCGGAUCCUGCAGCAGCAGCAAACCAGAGCCCCGCUUCAACCCAAGGGAGCGCAGCAGAAGUAAAGGCAGCAACACCCCCUGAUGCAGCAGCUCCUGCUGCUGCUGCUGGUACUGCUGCUGCUGCUGCUUCUCAGCCAGAAGACAAGAGCCCUCAAGCAGUGAAGAAGGAAGAGACAUUGUUGUCUCCUAAAAGAGAAGCUGAUGCACCAGACACAACAGCAGCAGCAACAACAGCAGCAGCAGCUCCUGCUGCUGCUGCAGUAAAGCAAGACGGUGAUUCGCCUGUCUCGCCAACUGCAGCAGCAGCAGCAGCAGCAACAACAACAAAGACAGCUGAAGACUCCCCGUCUGCUGCUGCUGCAGCGGCAUCACAACCAGCAGCAGCAGCAGCAUCGCAGCAGCAGCAGCAACCCCGACAACAACAACAACAGCAGCAGCUGCUGCAGCAGCAGCAACAGCUUGUAACGUUGAACGUGAAGGAAGUCGAAGCGAAGCUGCAGCGCUUAUUCUCUAUUUGGAGCGGAAGCGGUGUUAACAGCGGUGCUGCAGUGUGGGGUGCAGCAGAUGUUAUUUGUGUCUUCGUAGGCAGAGCAGCAGAAGAAGACGACAGCGCAGCUGAAAGAAUUCAGUCUUGGCUGACAGGCUUUCAGUUCCUGGAGACGUUGUUUAUCUUUGUCCGUUCUACUGAAAGCUUUUUAAUUUUAACUUCUGCUAAGAAGGCAGAACAUCUGCAGCAAAUUAAACCGAUUAAACAACUGCGUAUAUUCACAAGAGACCGCAGCAGCAGCUGCAGCAAACAGCUCUCUGAAAUUGAAGCUGUUAUUAAAGAAGCAACAGGAAAGGAAGAUAAUGUAAGAACAAUAUAA
Molecule: messenger RNA, 957 nt
Organism: Eimeria acervulina
Lineage: Eukaryota; Apicomplexa; Conoidasida; Eucoccidiorida; Eimeriidae
Product: transcription elongation factor FACT 140 kDa, putative
Exons: 2
Coding region: 1-957 (318 amino acids)
Source: RefSeq, a predicted model, not a curated record